AUGGACGAGUAUUACCGUUACGGCCACAAUUACCACCUACCCAUCUACGGCACAGACAUAGACGCAGAUUACCGCGAUGAGCUCCUGGAUCUUCUCUAUUAUCGAUGCUCGAAAGGACGAGAAACCCCUCAAAACCUCCUCUUGGAUCAGACUGUCUCUGACCUGGAUUCGGAUGAAGACGUGCCUGAGGCGUGGCAAGACCUUUUUCAAGACCUCGCCAGGCAGUCAGUGGACGCCCAAGAAGCACUGACCUGGGAAAGGCUGUGGGACUACGAGGACAAAUACAAUCAGCCCAUGUUAUCUGAGAAGGAUUCUGCCGAAAUAGCCUGUUUUGGUGAAGGCGGAGGAGACGAUGAAGAUUUCUGUGUCAUAUCUCCAUUAGAAAUACCCUCCUAUCUCCAACCCAGCCCCUUGACAAGUGACUCUACAUCCUCUCUAUCAGACAGCAGUCUCACCAUGGUCCUCUCGCAACCGGCCACCCGCUCUGAACGAAUCAUCGAUCCUGAAGAUCCUAACGAAGGCUCAGAUCUAGGGCUCUCUGAUUCGGAGCGUCCGGGCUUGCGUCCUCAAUACUUUGACUUCCUCCCCCCAGACCACAUCCCCAAGAGCCCUCCUAUACCAACAACCCGCGCUGAAACAAUCACAGUUACCUUGGGCAACGUGGAGGUUCCAUACACAGGCAUGAAGCAAAACAUGGAUUAUCGAAAUGUACCAUCACCAAUCAUGCAACCUAGAUCUCCAGACCAGCGUCGUCGCCAGCCAUCACUUAAAGAGUUUCGCAAGGGUCCCCAACGUCGUGAUUUCGUCGAAGAAUGCGUUGCCACAAACACCGUGGUAAAUAUACCACAAAACGAAGAAGACUACACAUAUCCCUCACCGUUACCACCACCACAACAUGCCGAGUUUACUAGACGUGCCGUUAAUCUGAUGGAUCAUCCCAGUAACUCUGACAUCUCCCUCUUUCAUAUUGGAUCGCCUGUCGCCAGUAUCGCAUCUGCACGUCGUCCUCCUUCUUUUGAUCUGCCCGUUUCAGAUGCCGCUUCGUCGCCGCCUAUUCGCAGUUACACGAACCAUCCAAACACAGAAAGGCAGUUUAUUUGGCGACUCAAUGGUGUUUGUGCGCCAGCCAUACUUUCAGUGGACGCUCCUGUAAGCAAUGAUACAAGCUGGUCUGAGCCUAGUACACCGCGGUCGGGAGGUUCGGGGAAAUCGUCUCUAGGUGGAGUAUUUGCACUUGAUGAGGAGCUAGAUCCGAAUUCACCUCACCGUUCUUGA
Messenger RNA from Talaromyces proteolyticus, 1275 nucleotides. RefSeq lists its product as uncharacterized. The record is from RefSeq and is a predicted model, not a curated record. The transcript is spliced from 3 exons. NCBI's taxonomy places the organism in Eukaryota, Fungi, Ascomycota, Eurotiomycetes, Eurotiales, Trichocomaceae. The coding region runs from base 1 to 1275 and encodes 424 amino acids.